AUAUAGAUUUCUGGUAAGUUAAAACGAAAGAAGAGUUGGAAGAAGACGUUAGCAAUGAAGAAGACCACAAAAAGGAAUAAGAAAAAACUUUCAGAAACAUGUGGGAUUUGAUUAUAACAAGGGAAGUUUGAAAAUAUCAGCAAAGAAGCAUAGCAGCACUUACAAAGAUGGCUUCCAAUGUUGUACCAUGUCAACUUACAAACGCAAAGAAAGUGAACUUUGCUCGGUUGUCUCGUCUCGUUAUCGAUCUCUUUGCACGGAUAUUGAGGGACAUACUUGUCUUCCAUUAUCCGCGUCCAGAGGAUCUACAGCAAAGGAUUAGAGAUAAACAUCUAGAGGAGAGAUUUAGAAAAUAUAUGAACAAGAUACUUGACGGUGAUAGGUAUGAAAAGUGUGAUGUAACCAUUCUCUAUAACCUGAUAAGACACACAUGUCAUAUAACACCACCAACAGUUACGAGAAAACGUAAAAUGGCGUGGGGUGGAGAUCGAAUGCCGUCUAAAGACUGUAUAACAUUAGGAGAUGAUAUUGAAAGAAUGAAUAUCAUACGAAACGAAGUGUGGGGCCAUGCCAGUAGCACUGAAAUAGAGGACAACCUUCUUGAAAAGUACUUUGAUAUAUCGGAGGGUGUGUGUAGAAGAUUAAUAGGACACUAUGGAAUAAAAAACUAUGUCAAAGAAUUGGAGACCAUUAGAAACUGUAGAAUGGAAGAGGAUAGCGUGCAUGAAAGAGUAAUGGAAAAUCGAGAUAUCAUGUGUAGAAAUUUUGACAAAGUCUACGAAAAGCUGACACAGUUGAGUGAAAAGGAUUGUCCUCUUAAAACUGAAACAUUUUUUCAAAGAGAUAUAAACGGGAAUAUCUCGGCAUUAACUACAAGUGCUUUGGAUCUCAUUAACAGACUGCAGACAGAAGCAGAAAAUCUCGAUGUGGUUAACAAAUCACGGCAGCUUAUUAAUGAAGUAAUAAUUGACCUAUGUGGAAGUAGAGGUGGACUAAAUUUACAACUACUAGAAACACAUUUUAGACACCUUUUUAGUUCUUCAUUUAAAAAAACAACUGAUCUAAAGCUGAUUGAAUAUCUGAGAAAAAAUACAAAUAUAUUUGCUAUGUAUCAGCCCAACGGAAAACAGUGGAAAGUAAUGCUAGUUGAGCAUCAUAGAUCAAACUUGGUCAAGAGAAAAAAACACAAGAUAACAAAGUCUCAGAAAACCAUAUCACGUGGGAAAAUAAAGAUUGAAGAAUUUGAUAUAGAAUCGGUUUAUCCUAAGACAUCCGUAAUAACAGAGGAUAUGAAAUGCCAAACUCCAUCUACAUAUAGUGUUCUACUAAAACCUGAAUCAUGCAAACAUUCAUCUAAAGUAAUCCAGAAUGCUGAGGCUACGAGAGUAAAUGAUGAUGGUGAUGAUGAAGAUGAUGAAGAUGAUGAUGAUGAUGACCAAAUUGUCGAAAAAAUUGAUAAGCAGGAAACGAUAAAUCAACAUGGACAAAAAAUAAUAGACCCCCUUAAAGCAGCAUCUAGUCCUUCACGUAUCGAAAUCCAUACGUCUUCCAACCUGACAAAGCAAGCUAUCUAUAAGAGCAGUGCGUAUAGAAAUAAUCGUGGAUACAUCGAGGAAAUGGUGACAAAAAGUGCAUGCUCUUCCGCAGUAGAAUCAAUUAGCAAAGACAAGAAUACACAAUUGCUGCAGAAUGCUACAAACAAACAUACAUCUGUUAGUUUAACAGAGAUGAACAAACGGGAAUUUAACAUAUCACAUCUACCUUCUCCAGAUUCUGUAGCUCAGUCUAUGCAUGAGUUUAUGGAAAAGGUUCAUAGUUUUGAAAAAAGCUUCGGGUCAUUUGCUCUUGUUGUAGGAAAAGCAGAUAUUGUGCCAAAUAUUGAAUCCCUGGCGAGAAUACCAUGGCUAUGUGUCUUUGAUUUUGACAUGUUUAGCAGAGAAGACGGAUUGAUGUCUGUAUUAGAUGGUCACAUGGAUACUGUUCACACAUGCACUUUGACAGACUGUCCGCAGUUUUCUUUCUCAUACACUUACUGGUGUCAGUUGCGAGGUGAUUCACAGGUUCCAGAUACAUGCAUGGAAUGCGAUGCUAGAACUUGGUUGUAUCGGAUCAAACCAAAUUUAGAUAAACAUUUAGGAACCUUACUACAAUAUAUUACAAAUAUUACAAAUCUCAAAGUUGUAGUUUUAUGGCCCGAAAAAUCCGAAGAAGUGAACUUCUUUUAUCAAUUUAUAAUUUUCAUGAAUGCUAUUCUUUUCUCAGACAUCUUUGUUGUAUAUUCAGAUACGCAAAAAGAGCCAGAGGGAUUUGGACUUGUUGAUUUUGCUUUCAAAUUACAGGUUCCUUUAGAAUCUUUCUACUCUUUCUUAAAUGAGAAUAUUCAGAAAGUCAAGCCGGAAAAGACAUCUUCAUAUCGUUUGCCUACUUUUGACAAAAGCAAUGACCCUGGUAUUGAUUACUAUACCGCAAACCACUUGCGUGAGGUUUUCAACGUUCUUUAUAUCCAAGACGACGGGGGUUCAAGCCAUGAUGUAUCCGAAAUCAAAGAAGAGGGUAAAAAUUUUUUGCGAGGUGGGACCCUACCAUGGUUUGUGUAUUAUGAAAAUUGUGAAGGAGGAUAUUUUGAUAUAAGAAGAGAUAAAACGAAUUACAUUCUUCGCGAUAUCAAAGAUCGGAACAUAAGUCGCUCACUAUCGGCAAUUCUUAAAGUGUUUCAUCCACCAGGUGCUGGCGGGACGACAAUCUCACAACGCAUUUUGUGGGAUCUACACGAAGAUGUUCCUUGUGUGCAAGUAAAAUCGAACAUUAAUUCCACAAUUUCUGAUAUGGUACAACAUAUCAAAUGUCUUUUCGAUAAAACACAACUUCCAAUUUUGGUUUUAUUAGAUGGAAAAGAUGAAUUGAAUGUAAAGAAAUUUUAUAAUCAGCUCAGAAUACAGUCGGUCUCUGUUAUAAUUUUGCAUGUUCAACGAAUUAGGGAAGAUCUCAGCAACAAAACACUACCAAAAGGAAAAUAUUGGGUUAAAAGCCAUGUGUCUAAACGAGAAGCAAACCAGUUCUGUUUAAGAUAUCAAGAAUUCUGUGAUACGGAGGAAAACAAAGAGAACCUACAGACAAUCACGAAUGACGUUUCAAAGGGCGGGCAUCGUCAUGUAUACGAGUUUGGAUUGACAACAUUUGCUCAUGAGUAUAAAGGUGUUGAAUCUUUGGUUAAAGAAUGUUUGAAACUUCAAGCAGGUGGCGAACUGGAUUCAACCCAGAGGGUGCUUGGAUAUCUAUCUCUUGUUUAUUUUUUUGGCCAAACAUGUGUACCAUGUGAUUUGCUAUCAAAAAUUCUCAAACAAGAUAAAAGGAUUACAUAUAAUGAUUUACCAUUUGUGGUACAACAACUAGUAGUCAAGAGUUUCCAUCACCAUCACGAAGAUUUUAUUAGGAUAUGUCAUCAAAUUGUUGCAAAAGAAAUCCUUGAACAAAUACUAACAAGAAAUGUACUUAAACAUCAGAGACCCUCAGGUCAGAACUUGAGCCAAGAUGCCUGCAGAAAUCUCUCUGAUUUCGGAAUUGAAUUCAUCAAUGAUAUGAAAAAGCAUUAUAAUAAAAAAGUCCCCUGGAGACGAAAUCAGAUUGUUGAAAUUUUGACCAAAACCUUCCUUCAAAGAAAUGUUCAAGAUUUUGAGGAAUACAAUACAUGUAGUCACAAACAAAAACCUAAAUUUUCCCGGUUUUUCACAGACUUAGAAGAGAAUUUGUCAAGGCAAGAUCGAAUUGAGAUCAUGAAAAAUAUUGUUUCCUGUUGUCCAGAAAACCCAAAUUACCAUGCACAUCUCGGACGAAUGUAUACUUUGUACUUCCCCGGGGAAUUUAAUGAUGUAACAGAAAACAUCUUUAAAAAGGCGAUUUCCUUGUGUGAAAAAGAAUACGAUAUUAAUAACGAGAUCAGCCAUUCUUUUGAAGAGCAGUGUUCAAAUUCAUCUAUUUACCACAUGUAUGGAAUGCAUUUUCAUCAAAGAGUACGCAAAAUAACAAGAGAUUCUGGAGAAGCUGAAUUUGAAAAAGAUAAAGAUAUAGUUUUGAAUUAUGCACAAAACGCUUGUUUAAAUUUUGAAACAGCAUGCGAAAAGUCUCUUCCAGGUAUAGGUCAGUCAUAUGGACUUAUAGGAGAAAUUAAGACCAGAUUAGAAGUAUGUGACUAUAUUCACAGAAAAUUAGGCAUGCGUUUGUUGGAUUGUGAUCAGUCACCGAUGUCGCCAAUGGUAACGUUUGUCAAAGAGAGCAUGGUAAAAAUUUGUGAUCUGAUCACCCAAUGUUACAGUACUGUCGAUAGAGAUGAACUUCCUGCAACGAUCUUUGACUCUGUAAGCAUAUAUAAAAAGCUAUUCUGUGGUCAGGAUAUGACUCGGUUAUUUUCUACAGAUGUACCAGAUGAUUGUACAAAGAGGCGACACUUUGUCACUCAACAAAAAGUCAAGUAUGGCAAAUUUGACAUUUUAUCAUUAAACAACGAAAUUUCAAGCGACGAAAUUGACCAGAUUGUGAAGAAUUUGGAAGAAAAUUUCAAUGACUUACCAAAAUUGAGAAACGGUACUUCAAUGAUGGGAUCAAUUGAGUCUGACUUCAAAGACUGGACUAAUGCUGUUCGUUUGAAGCAAUACAAAAAGGAAAUUCGGCUUGAAGAUGUUCUUGUGAGGCUACAUCAAUGGCAAGAACUUGUCAAUACUCCUAUCUCAAAGUUCUAUGUUUUCAUUUUGUGUGCUUCAUUAACAAUUUUGAAUAAGGACAAAAACCGUUUCUUUCAAGCAAAAGAAACACUCGAUGAAGUUAAAAAAACCAAAAAUCAUGUUGUCAAACCAUACAAGCCUAGAGAAUGGCUUGGAAUAACUACUAGUAGAAGUUUUGGGGUUAAAUGUCUAAUUCCAGGUUCAUUCUUAAAGCCAAAACCUGACUCUAGCGUUGAUGAGGUUGAUGUUGUCAAUGAUAAUGACAUUAAACCAAAGUUUUUAAAAGGCACGAUUUUGGGACCCAACAAGCAUUCGCAAUAUGGUUCAAUUUCUCUUAGUGUUUGCAAUGGUGCUCAGUUCGACGUGUUCUUUAACCCUGUUCGAACAAAAGAGAAAUUAGUUGGUCCCACGUAUUCGAACAAACGAGUUGAGUUUAUUUUGGGAUUCACGGUUUCCCAUGGAUUUAUGGCUUACAAUGUCAGGAUACUAAAGACAUUGACAUGCGAAAAAUGCAACAGAAAUAUAGAAUUUGUAACAUUUCAAUACACUGCAGAAUGCACGUGUGGUAAUACAGUUCAAAAGCUCAAGGAAGAUGACAAAUUUUUUCCAACUUUCAGCCAUCCAUUCUGAAUAAAAAUGUUGACCGCACUACAUCGGUAUGAUGUACGUGUACAGUAAAGUAAAGAUAGUUUCCCUUAAAUUUUAUUGAAAUAAAAAAAAACAUACAUACAUAUGUAUGUGUAUACAAACAUAUUAAGUCUUAAUAUGAUGAAGUCCAACUAAGUAAAGCUUUCCUACAGUCUUCAAAUAUAUAACCAUCAUCGGUUGCUAACAUUCUAUUAAAAUACAAAUUAUUAUUAUUAUUAUACUGCUUUGUGUUUUGUUGGUGGUUUUAUUUAGAAAAUCUACCAAUCUACCGAUUGUGUGUGUAAUAAUAGCUUGCUGUUGCUAGGGAUCAGAUGUUAUCAAAUUGUUGUAGUUAUGUGAAACGGAUAUCUAAGUUUUAUGAUCUAUGAUACUUGGUUAACAGUAUUGAACUUGCUACAAUUGAUCUUUAAACUAAUGAUGUAUUUGAUGCUUUAUUUUUAUUUUAUAAUUUGCAAACUUUGUAUGUUAUGCAUAUAAGUUAAGACAAAGUAAAUUCUCGCGCAUGUAUUGAAAAUUAUCAUGUAGUGUUGACAGCGAUCUAUAGAUGCAAAAGGCAGGGUGUUUGAUUUAAGUAAUUGUAUAUGUUUUUUUGUAAAAGAAAUGCAGGUCACUAUAAUACCAGCAAAUUGUGAGGUUACUUACUUUAACUCUUACUUAUAUUUUUCCUUGUCUGUCUCCAACGUUUUUUUUUAUCUUUGCUGUGUUUGCGUUAUUUAAUGUUUAUCAACUAAUGUUAAUCAAUAACAAAAAAGACCUCAUUUCUAUUCGUUUUGCAAAUGUUUUCUUAGCAUUGAUAAACGCAUUUGAGAAGCUGGGUGGUCAACAAGUCAACCAUCAGAUUUACUUCAUUUGCAUUUUAGAGCUUCAAAAUUUUAUUCAGUUAAGGUCGAGAGUUUCCAGAGCUCUUCUUCGUUAAGAGAUGAAUAUGUCUUAACUUGGCCAGGAACAUCCAGUCCUCUUAAGUUUGUGUGUGACAUAUCGAGAUAUGCAAUUAUUUCUAUCUUAUUCACAUUUUUUCAAAGUUAAAACUUAAAACCACUUGUAUUUUUCUAAUGAUUAUGUAAACAUGUGCUGUGCUUUGUUUUUGUUAUUGACAUUGAUAAUAGUAAAUUGGUUAAAGGAACAUAAAGAAAACGUCUAUUCAUUAUUACAUUAUGAAAACAUUUGUUUGUGCUGUAGAUCUAGAAUUUUGAAGUCACGAACCACUUUCAUGAAUUAUUUAUUUAUUGCAUCGAAAAAUUUUAAUUUGAAAUAUGAGCUACGUAAUCUGCUUUGGUACUUUUUAAAAAAUAAAAAAAUCCAACAUCAC
Magallana angulata is the source of this 6675-nucleotide messenger RNA. RefSeq lists its product as uncharacterized. Lineage: Eukaryota; Metazoa; Mollusca; Bivalvia; Ostreida; Ostreidae. Gene Ontology annotation, cellular component: cytoplasm. The transcript is spliced from 5 exons. The coding region runs from base 168 to 5348 and encodes 1726 amino acids. The record is from RefSeq and is a predicted model, not a curated record.